Messenger RNA from Colletotrichum higginsianum IMI 349063, 591 nucleotides. Its product is annotated as F-box domain-containing protein. NCBI's taxonomy places the organism in Eukaryota, Fungi, Ascomycota, Sordariomycetes, Glomerellales, Glomerellaceae. The transcript has a single exon. Bases 1 to 591 code for a protein of 196 amino acids. The record is from RefSeq and is a predicted model, not a curated record. Gene Ontology annotation, molecular function: protein binding.
AUGCAUUCAGUCAGCCCACAGCACCCGGUCCGGGUCAUCGAGGGGAUGACUCCGCAAGACGAAACGAGGAAGCCGAAGCUGGCCAUGGUCGACAUGCCGCCGGAAGUACACCACAUGAUCAUAGACUUCCUCAACGUCAUCGACAGCACAUGUCUCGGUCUGGCAAGCCGUUACUUUUAUCAGCUCCACCGGCGUCGACACGGUUUCUUGCCGCUGUCUACGACGUGCCGGCCCCCAGGAGACCAGGGCCUGACUUGGCAUUUGACCGGACAAGCCUUGCCUCUUCACCCGAGUCCAGACAACCCAAGCACAGAUGCCGUCGCCAGAGUUCAAGCAUCAUCACAUACCCUCAUCCCUUUUCGUGCAUUCCGGUGCCAGAUUUGCGGGUUCGCGCUCUGCGAGCUGUGGAAACACCUCAGAGAUUGGAUGCCCCCAGGUCUCGAGUACUGUCCCGUGUUGGGGAAAUACGCGCCUGUGCAAGUUGUCGACGCCGACGCCUACUGCUACAGGCUCAAUCCCAAGAAUGGCCGUGUCUGUGGAAAGCACCACUGGAAGGAUUGGAAGAACAGGCGCAGGGCGAUGGUAGGUUGA